Daldinia childiae is the source of this 609-nucleotide messenger RNA. RefSeq lists its product as uncharacterized. Gene Ontology annotation, cellular component: endoplasmic reticulum-Golgi intermediate compartment; extracellular exosome. Bases 1 to 609 code for a protein of 202 amino acids. The transcript has 2 exons. The record is from RefSeq and is a predicted model, not a curated record. NCBI's taxonomy places the organism in Eukaryota, Fungi, Ascomycota, Sordariomycetes, Xylariales, Hypoxylaceae. Gene Ontology annotation, molecular function: calcium ion binding.
AUGCGCGCUACGAUAUUGGCUGUAGGUGGCCUCGCUAGCCAAGUCCUCGGACACGGCGAUCACAGCGGAUCGCAAAAGCCAAUGAUCGACGAGAAUGCCAAUUGGAUAACCAAACACAUGGCCGAGGAGCACCAUAUCAGCGACUUCGACGCCUCAUCCUUCUUCGUCCUACACGACUACGAUGCCGACGGCCAGUGGGAAGCUGAUGAAAUCUUGCGCACUUACGGAUUGAUGGAUGAAUCGAAUAAGGCCGUGCCACAAUCACGCCGUGAUGAAAUUCAGCGCGAGCUACUACAUCUACUGGACGCCAAUGGAGAUGGGCUCGUGACGCGCGACGAGUUUGUCGCUUUCAUCAACUCCGGGAAGACUCUUCCAGACGUGGGAACAGGACCCGGACACCACGGCGACGAUGAGUACGAGUACGAGAUACACCACUGGGAGAAGUAUCACGACGAGAACACUAAACUCGAGGACCUAACGCACCCCGAGGACAUUGAGCACUUCAAGAAACACGAGAUGCUAGAGGACGAAGAGGAAAGGCUCGAGAAGCUAAACAAGAUGGCUAUCGUAGAAGAUAAUAUUCCGAGCAAGUUUAGAAGAAGCAACUAA